This is a messenger RNA of Aspergillus alliaceus, 7125 nucleotides long. Its product is annotated as type I polyketide synthase. Gene Ontology annotation, biological process: fatty acid biosynthetic process; secondary metabolite biosynthetic process. Gene Ontology annotation, molecular function: 3-oxoacyl-[acyl-carrier-protein] synthase activity; phosphopantetheine binding; fatty acid synthase activity. The transcript has 8 exons. The coding region runs from base 1 to 7125 and encodes 2374 amino acids. The record is from RefSeq and is a predicted model, not a curated record. NCBI's taxonomy places the organism in Eukaryota, Fungi, Ascomycota, Eurotiomycetes, Eurotiales, Aspergillaceae.
AUGGCUAUGACGCCAGAAACUUCGGACUCCUCUAUAUCAGUGGAGUCCAUCCGACUCAUCCAGGAGCCGAUCGCAGUUGUUAGCAUGGCGUGUCGACUACCUGGACACAAUGAUUCUCCUCAGAAGCUAUGGGAGUUUCUGAUGCAAGGGGGUGUGGCAGAUACGAAGGUCCCGACAACACGAUUCAAACUGGAGGCCUUCUAUGAUCGGUCUGACAGGCCGAGAACACUGCGCUCUCCCGGCGCCAUGUUCAUGGAGUCUGUGGACCCUGCAAGGUUUGAUGCGCCAUUCUUUAGUAUUUCAGCCCAGGAGGCAACGGCCAUGGAUCCUCAACAGCGUAUCUUACUCGAAGUUAUCUAUGAAGCCUUGGAGAAUGCCGGUCUUACUCUGGAGUCCCUGGCGGGCCAGAGAUAUGGUUGUUUCGUCGGAGGCCACACUGGAGAUUACUGGGAUGUGUUUGCCCGGGAUCCAGAUUCAAGGCCGGUGAAUGCGGGUAUAGGUGGCUCGGGAACAAUGUUGAGCAACCGCGUCAGUCACUACCUUGGUAUUACAGGUCCUAGCAUGUCCCUCGAUACCGCAUGCUCUAGCUCGUUGGUGGCGUUAGACAUGGCAUGCAAAUCCCUUCACAGUAGGGAGAGUAACGGAGCUGUCGUCGCGGCCACCAACCUCGUUCUGCAUCCGGAAUACGGCUGUGACGCUGGGCCGAUCAGAAACACCCAUUCUCCAACUGGGCGUUGCCACACCUUUGAUGCUAAAGCAGACGGAUACAUCAAAGCAGAAGGGGUUAACGCAGUGAUCUUAAAGCGGCUUGACGAUGCCAUCCGGGACGGAGACCCAAUCCGAGCGGUAAUCCGAGGUACGGCGAAUAACCACAGCGGUCGAACACCUGGUAUUGCCUCGCCGAGCGCAGAGGCUCAGGCAGCUGCGGUGCGGACGGCGUACGAAAAUGCUAACAUCACUGAUCUGUCCCACACCUCGUACGUCGAAUGCCACGGAACCGGGACCUUAGCAGGAGACCCGGUUGAGGUGACUGGUGUCUCCUCGGUCUUUGCAUCAUCACGGGCUUACGACAGGCCACUGCAGAUCGGAUCGAUUAAAAGCAACAUAGGCCAUUCAGAGACUGCAGCAGGUUUGUCUGGCUUAAUGAAAGCCAUCAUGAUCUUAGAGACCGGAUUCAUUCCGGGAAACCCGACUUUCGAAACGCCUAAUCCCAACAUUGACUUUAGCGGCUUGAAGGUAAAAGUGAGUAAAAGUGUUGCACCUUUCCCCGAAGAUGUGCCGUUUCGACGGGUAGGAGUCAACAACUUUGGAUUUGGGGGCAGCAACUCUCACGCGAUCUUAGAAGAGCCAAGAGUGGUUCAAUUGGAUUAUUGCCCAACACACAAAACGUCCUACAUAUCUCCUGGUCAGGACUAUUUAGUGGAAGAGCCUUCCAAGCAACCUUAUAUCCUAUGCUUCUCAGCCAACAGUGAAGACUCUCUCAAGCGAUAUAUCCAGAAAAUUGCUCAGCAUUGCGCCAGCCCAAAUGUCCACCUCAAUGUCCAAGAUGUGGCCUACACGCUCGGCGUGCGCAGAAGCAAGCACUUCUACAGGGGAUAUCUUAUAACCGACAGCCUGAAGCAUCUCGAUCCGACAACGGUGGUAUACGGCAAGAAAAGUGUGAACACCAUGAAUGUGGGGUUUGUCUUUACCGGUCAAGGCGCACAAUGGCCACAGAUGGGCUUAGGACUGCUGACAUCAUUUCCUGUCGCGAGGAGCUGCGUGGAGAAACUGGACGCUGUUUUGCAACGUCUAUCCAACAGGCCGAUAUGGUCAUUAUAUGAUGAACUGACAAGGCAAUGUAGCCCGGAUCAUAUGCGAAACCCCGAGCUAAGUCAACCAUUGGUCACUGCAUUGCAAAUAUCAAUCAUCGAAGUAUUCCGAAGCUGGGGAAUCUCACCUACAAGCGUUGUCGGUCAUUCCUCGGGGGAGAUCGCAGCGGCGUACGCGGCUGGUUACCUGACCGAUGCCGAAGCGAUCAUUAUUGCAUACCAUCGUGGCAUGGCCUCCCAGAAUGGGCGAGUGAGCAAUGCCACCCCCCUUGGGAUGCUCGCGGUGGGAUUGGGUGCAGAGCAAGUCAUGCCUUACAUCGCUGAGUUGGAAGGCGUCGAGAUUGCAUGCUACAAUAGCCCUGCAAGCGUGACAUUAUCCGGGCUUCUUCCGGUGCUCGAGAAAGUGAAAGCCAAAUUCACGCAGGAUGGCGUGUUUGCUCGAAUGCUACAAGUAGAUCUAGCGUACCAUUCGACAUAUAUGGAGCCGAUUGGCGAAGUGUACGAAACUCUGCUCAACCGUGACCUCCCGUCAAACGCACAGCGACUCCCAGCACCAGGCGACGCCACAAUGUUUUCCUCAGUCACGGGAUCCAAGCAAGAGAGGCCUCCGGACCUGGAUUACUGGAAGAAGAAUAUGACCUCCCCCGUUCGCUUUGUGGAUGCGGCUCGUAGCAUGUUAUGCGAAAAAUCUUCCGUAGCGUUGCUGGUCGAAAUCGGGCCUCAUGGUGCGCUUAAAGGACCCAUAACACAGAUCCAAAACACGCUCGACGGGGCAGCAUCGAGGGUUCCUUAUCUUUCCGCAUUGAAUCGGGGAUCUGAAUCAAUCCAUAACAUACUCGCGGUUGCCGGUCAACUCUUUCUGGCGGAUGCUCCAAUAAACCUUCAGCGAGUUAUUGGAGACGCGAAUGGAACCCGCCCAAUGGUGAUCGUGGACCUGCCAAACUACUGCUGGGACCAUUCUACGCCAUAUUGGUUCGAGACGCAAACUAGCAAGGACUGGAGAUUUCGACCGUUUAUCCACCAUGACUUGCUUGGAAGUAAAGUCCUCGGCACAUCCUGGCUCCAUCCAACGUUUAAGAAAACCAUGGAUCUCAGCCAUCUCCCAUGGUUAAAGGACCAUCGAAUCGGGACAGACGUCAUAUUUCCUGCGUCAGGAUAUAUUGCAAUGGCAAUCGAGGCAAUGUACCAGACAGGCUGCAUGCGCGAACCAAGCCGCCCAUUCCCCUUGCCCAACGAACUUGGCUACCAGUUGCGCAAUCUCCGAUUCGAUGCAGCGCUUGUUUUGGAGGAAGACGUGCAGUGUGAGAUAUACCUCACGAUGAACCCAUUACCCGGAGGGAGCGGCAAUUGGUCUGAGUUUUCAGUGUCCUCCACUAGGGUGGGUGCCACUACAAGACAUGCAACUGGAUUAAUCCGGCUCCAAGAGCCCAUUGUUGACCCAGCAGACGAAGCAGACAUUGCGCCAUUGCAGCACGCCUCCCCUGGGCAUUUAUGGACAAAGGCCUGCGCCGAGCUGGGAUAUCACUAUGGCCCAGCAUUUCAUCUGUUAGAGAAAGUGGAAUCGCGUGCUGGGAGGCGAAAUGCCCGCUCAUUGAUCACACUAGCCGACCCUCCUUCCGCUCAUGAUCCUCAGUCUUUGUAUCCAGUUCAUCCUGCCGCGUUAGAUGGUGUAUUCCGGGCCACUAUACCUGCAGCUACCGCUGGAGACCGCAGCAGAAUGUCCGAAACCCUGAUCCCUGCUAUGGUCGAUGACUUGAUUAUCAACCCCACCCGUAGACCAACCACGGGCAUAGCUGUCGCUUCCAGCUAUUACUCUGGGCGUGGGAGAAAAGAUACUGACAAAAGCUAUCUUGGAAGAACUUCGGUGUAUGACCCAACUAGUGGUGCUUUGCUGAUUCGAAUGACCGGAUUAUCGAGCCAUAAAAUUGAUCUAGGAGUUGAUCCCAUGGCUCGACAUACCCUCGCUCAUGAUGUCCUAAAGCCGGAUAUUUCCACGUUGAAUGAGGAGGCUAUCAAACAACUUGGAAAAGUGCACAAGAGCAUGACUGCAUUGCUUCUCAAUUUAGCAGUGCAUAAGAAGCCCUCUCUGAAGGUUCUUGAGAUUGAUCUUGGUGCUGGUGAACUCGCUAGCCUGUGGCUUGAGUCCCUAGAGAUAGCCGAUGGCUUUCAGAAUCAAUACCGUUACAUGGCUUGGGAUGCAGCAAGUCUCUCAGAAGUGGAAUCCAAAUAUCGAGAAAAAGGAAACACCUCAUUCCAUCUCGUCGAUGCCAAAUGCAGCCGCUUGGGUGUUGAGAAACAGGAGCAAUUUGACUUGAUAAUAGUGAAGGCUGUCUCGCCGUUGCCGAAAACGUCAUCCUCGGCCGUACAGGCUGUGAAAGACUUACUCUCGCCUGAUGGUUAUAUCCUGGCCAUUGAUUAUACGGAAGCAUGCCAUAUGACUUGUGGAGGUUGCGCUUUAAUUGACGAGAUUCAGAAUACGGAAUUUGCAAGAGUGCUCCCCAUUCCAUCUGAACGAUCGGCAGCCUUCUUAUGCACACCACUAGUAGUCCCAGACUGCGCUCCUCAGUCGGAGAAUCAACUUCAUGUCGUCUAUAUGAGAGAGGAGAAUGUUCUGCCGCCGAUAACAAAACAAGCUUUGUCACAGGCUGGAUGGCAUAUUACUGAGCAUGGAUGUCCGACGCUAAAUGUGCCUGCUGGUGGUCUGACCGUAAUUAUUGAUGAGUUUUACUCACCCCUUCUCACACACAUUACCGAGGCACAAUGGCUGUGCCUCCGCCACCUCAUUACAAGCGGCUGUAAGCUUCUCUGGGUAACUCGAGGUGGCCAUAUUUCCGCCUCUGAGCCUGGUAGCGCGCUAGCUGCGGGGCUCUUCCGCUCAAUUCGAUCAGAAGAUCCCGCUGCCGCACUAAUGACACUGGAUAUACAAAGUCAUGAGGGACCAGAGGCAUUGGCCUGUCUCCCUGUAGUUCUCCACCAGCUUCAGAUGCGCCAGGCUGGUUUGGUGACCGAUAAUGAAUAUGUGGAGCAAGAUGGUAUCCUGCAUAUCCAUCGGGUUGUGCCGUACAGUCCUCUGAACCAUGAUGUUCAAUCGUGGAGAGAUCAAUAUAUCCAGACAACACUAUCCACUGAUGGGCCCAUCACACGUCUAGUAGCCGAGGAUAUCGGUACGUUAGACGGCCUACGCUUCGUCCAAGUCCAAGACGACCCACUCCCUGACAAUCAUGUUGAGAUUGAAAUUCAAGCCGCUGGUCUAAAUUUCAAAGACGUCGCUGUCACGAUGGGUAUAGUGCCCGAGAAUGAGCAUCUACUAGGUCUGGAGGGGUCAGGCAUAAUUCGUCGGGUUGGACCAAACAUUAGUGAUAAGACUCUAGUCGGAACUUCUGUCGUCUUCAUGGAAAAGGGAGCGUUCGCCAACCGUAUUCAAGUCCCGUUAGACUUCACACAUCCUAUUCCCAACACUAUGUCCUUCACCGAGGCAGCUACGAUUCCAGUUGCGUUUUGUACGGCGUUCUACUCCUUAUUCGAUAUGGCAGACCUCCAACGCGGACAGUCCGUCUUGAUUCACUCAGCUUCCGGGGGUGUUGGCAUUGCCUGCAUCCAGUUGGCCCAAUAUGUUGGAGCUGAGGUCUACGUGACUGUUGGGAGUGAGGCAAAGCGACGGUUCCUACAUGAAAGAUAUAAAAUCCCUUACAAGCGCAUGUUCUCAUCCAGAUGCUCGAAGUUUGCCACAGAGAUCAUGAAGGCCACCGAUGGAAAGGGAAUCGAUGUGAUCGUGAACUCGAUCACGGGGGAUUUACUAGAUGCCACAUGGAGAGUAUGUGCUGCUGGGGGCAUCCUGGUUGAGCUUGGCAAAAGAGAUAUGGUAGAGCGCAACAGUCUAGCGAUGGAACCUUUCGACCGGGGAUGUUCCUUCCGUGCUGUAGACCUGUCACAUCCAAAACUGUUGCGAAAAUUGCCCAGCCUCCUUCGCCGUGUCUUCAGUCUUGCGGUUGAGCAUCAUAUUCGGCCUAUUGAUCCAAUUACAACCUUCUCUAUUACACAGGCUACCGAAGCAUUUUCUUAUAUGCGGAGUGGAAAGCAUAUCGGGAAGGUUGUGAUUCAUGGCAUGGCUACGACGGAAAAGCUAACAGCAUCUGUACGCCCUCUGCGCGAGGAUAUAAAAUUUAAUGCCGGAUCUGCCUAUCUCAUUGUAGGCGGUCUCAAAGGCCUAUGUGGUAGCUUAGCCUUACACCUAGCCCAGCGAGGUGCCCGCCAUUUGGUGGUGAUGUCCCGUGGCGGAUGUGCGGAUCCUCGUUCACAAGGUGUCAUUUCCAAUUGUCAAUCUCUCGGAUGUCAUGUACACGUCUGUCGCGGUGAUGUCUCACGAAUCCUCGACGUGCGACAGGCUUUUAUGCGAGCACCCGCUCCCAUCAAGGGUAUUGUCCAGGGCGUGAUGCUCCUGCGUGAUCGGCCCUAUGAGCUGAUGACAAUUGACGAGUUCCACGAAUCUAUUGGGGGAAAGGUGCACGGUACAUGGAACCUCCAUAAUGUCUCCGUCGAAAAGGACCUUCAACUAGACUUCUUCCUCCUACUUUCCAGCAUCUCGAGCGUGGUUGGGAGCCCUGGCCAAGCAAACUAUGCGGCUGCCAACAGCUUCCUUGACUCUUUCGCCGGUUAUCGAAGAUCGCUGGGACUUGCCGCCCAGACGAUUAACUUGGGUGUGGUGGAAGAUGUUGGGGUCGUGGCAGAAUCGGAUGACUUAUCUCGGCGUCUUGAAGGCUCAAAGGAGUUGGUCGGCAUCCCCGAACGUGUGCUCCAUCGUAUGGUAGACUAUUCACUCCGGCAGCAGUUUCUUCAGUAUACCCGCCAGCAAAAUUCGGGGCAAUCGGAAUUUCCAACCCGACUCAUCACUGGACUCGCGGUGCCUCAAGAUCCAACUCUAUCAGGCCUCCGAUUCGAUCCUCGCUUCCGUGGACUUUUCACCGGGAGCCCGAAUUCCAAUGCCAAUGCGGGAAAAGGGGGCGACGAGCUCAGUGCCGCACUCCAAUCGUUUCACGCCAGCAUUCGCUUUGGUGCAGCGGCCGAUGAGCUGCACGAGCUGUGUCUAAGCAUCCUAGCCACUCGACUGGCGCGGAUGUUGCGCUACAGUGCAGAGCAGCACAUUGAGCCCGGGCAACCGCUGUCUGUGUAUGGGCUGGACUCCCUCUCCAUGGUGGAGCUGCGUAAUUGGAUCAAGGCCCAGAUGGGAGCCGAAGUGACGACGUUUGAUGUCCUUAACGCCAAUAGUUUGAUUAUGUUGGCGCAGCGUGUGGUAAAUAAAUUGCGUCGUGAAUAG